This is a messenger RNA of Lepisosteus oculatus (spotted gar), 5280 nucleotides long. Its product is annotated as F-box only protein 40. Gene Ontology annotation, cellular component: cytoplasm. Gene Ontology annotation, molecular function: ubiquitin protein ligase activity; zinc ion binding; protein binding. Lineage: Eukaryota; Metazoa; Chordata; Actinopteri; Semionotiformes; Lepisosteidae. The record is from RefSeq and is a predicted model, not a curated record.
UUUUAACACUCACAGCCACUCUAGAUAUUUCAAGUGCUUGCAAACCUUCUGUAGCAGAGCUAAGAGUACAGUGAAGAGCUGAAUUUACUUUUUUAAUUCCGAGAGAGGUGCUGAUUUCACCUCUGUGGAUUGCGAUAUUCUCAUAUGAAUCUGGAGAAGCAAUUGCACUUUGCAUAAAAAAUGGGACGAAACAAUAAAGCUCCAGUAGGGCAGCACAAGCACUGCGAAAAGUGUUUUAGUCGUCGCUGCAAGGCACCAAUACAGAUCUCUGUCUCCUGCAUGGUGAUCAACUGCCGCCUGCUCUGUGGAGCAGUGUUCCACAUGUGCAAGGAACAGGAGCACCAGCUAUUGUGCCCCAAUGAAAAGGUGCCUUGCCUUAAUGCUGGGUAUGGCUGCCCCUUCUCCAUGGCUCGCUGCAAGCUCUCCAAACACCUGGAAGUCUGUCCAGCCAGCAUUGUGUGCUGUUCUAUGGAUUGGAACCGCUGGCCUGUUGCAGAAACUGAUACUGUCUUCUAUGAGAAUGUCCUCAAAGAACCCUUUUCUGACGAGCAGCUGGACUUGACAAUGGCUCUUAGAGAUCAAAAGCUCCUUUUCCGGUCUUUGAAAAUGGGUUCCCUUUUUCCUGAACUUGAAGAGCAUGUUGAAGAAUUGAUGCCCUCCGAGCUAGAGGGUGCAGUGGGAGGCAUGGCAGAAGGCUCAUUGCAAGGAGGAGUCUUCAGCGAGGCUGAAUUGCAAGGUCUUACACAGGAAGAGCGUGAAGCUCUGGCUAAGGAUAAAGAUGUAUGUGAUUUGAGCAGUUACAAAACCUGGGAAAUGAUGUUCAGCAAGGAGCUGACGAGUUGCAAGGUAACAGAAGAAAACUUGAAGACCAAGGAGAAGAAUACUGAGAAAAAAGAAAACACUGCUUCCUCUAGCAAACAGGCAGAACAGGAGAAAGAGAUAAAUAACAGCAAAGAGCCUGAACCUGACAAACAUGACGAUCAUGCAAAGACAGGAUUGGCUCCCUGGCAGGAUGGUGUCCUUGAUAGGCUUGGAAAAGAGACCAACGUUACUGAGUACAACAUGUAUCUGGUGCAUCACGGGAGCAUGCUGAUUAGAUUUGGACAGAUUGCCGCCUGUACUCCGAAAGAAAAAGACUUUGUUUAUGGGAACCUGGAAGCCAUAGAAGUAAAGACUGUCCGCACGUUCAAAGUUCCAACCAGCUAUAGUGCAAAACGCUCCCACAUUGGAGAUGUAGCAAUCCGGAAGAAAAAGGAAAAUAAGGCAGUAGAUACAUCUGAUUUAGGGGUCUCUGACGAGGAUAUACCGAAAUGGGAUGAAAUAAGCGCUACUUUACUUUGCUCCUUGGAAAAAGAAUUAAGAGGUCACUUUAUCUCUGAAACUGUGGCAACGGAUGGCCUCCUUUUAGACUUUGGCACCCAGACUUAUUCCUUCAACACAGCCCCAUUCAAGCCAGAAUCCACACUGGCUGAUAUAGUAGAGGGCAGGAGCCCCAGCCUCAAUCUGAAUCUUCAAGCUGAGUGUGUGACCGCAAGGCAUAACAAAGUCAGCUCUGCAUUCACUUUCCUGUGCAACCACUUCUUCAGACGAGAUGAGUUCCCUUCACACUUCAAGAACGUCCACGCAGACAUUCAGAAUUCUUUGAAUGGCUGGUUUGAGCAGCGUUGUCCUCUGGCCUACCUUGGGUGCACUUAUAGCCAAAAGAGGUUCCACCCAUGCAGUCAAAAGGCCACUUUCACCUACAACCAAGAUCUCAGCACAUUCACUCUCCGACCAGUGGUCUCAGCCUCCCUCUUUCGGGGAGUGAAAACCAAACCUGCCGACAGGAAACAUGCGCGCAACCUGGACUCUCUGAGUAGCCUGCCUUUUGAGAUUCUCCAGCACAUUGCAGGAUUUCUAGACAGCUUCAGCCUUUCCCAGCUAGCUCAGGUGUCCCACCUAAUGAGGGAUGUCUGCGCUUCUCUGCUGCAGGAACGUGGCAUGGUGUCACUGAAAUGGGAAAAACGCACAUACUCCCAUGGAGGUUCAUCCUGGAAAGCACGAAAAAAGGUGUGGCACUUCAGCACAGUGUUCUCCACUGUAGACAGAUGGUGCUUUGAUGAUGUCCCUUCCAUGUCUGAACACCUGAAGGUCUGUCCCUUCUACCAGACCGAAGUAAGAAGUGAACCUGUGGCCUUGACCAGCAUGUGUGACACUAAUGAACAAGCAAAGGAGACACAGGAGAGACAAAGUCUGGUAGCUAUGUUCCUGUCAAAAUACUAAAUUUGGACUGGAGAAGAAGAGAAAUCGGAAUGUACUCUUUUUGAUCGCAAUCGAUGUCCAUUUUUUUAAACAAAAGUAAAAGAACUCAUGAUAGAUACAGAAAAAACAAGAUGAGCAUAGGGUUUUGCUCAAUAGGAACUUUAGGAAUUAAGUUUGUUUUAUGAAAUCUGUUUAAUCACAAAAUGGAUAAUAUGGAUUCUUUACAGUUACGUUUAAGAGUUUUGACUUUUAAGGUAUUUAACGUGUAUACAUCACAUUUUGCUUUUUCAUUUUCUUCAAAAAAUUAUUUGUAUUGGUUCAGAAUGUACCCUGACCAGAAUAUUUGUAUACCAAGAACACAAAACCUUUGAACUGACAAAUUAGAUGUACUGUAAUUGUUGUUUUUUAUCAGCAAUUGUCACACACCAUGGAUUUGAGAUGGAUGGAGGAUAUUUUUCCCCCACAGUAAAUCUGCUGCUAUAUGUUACAGCCUCUCUUUAUAUUUCUUAAGAACAGUGUCUGAGAUUCUUCCACUGUCUCAAUAGUACUUUUCUUACAUUGUCAACGAUUAUUGAAUUGGGCUCAGGAUACCAGCUUUUUAAAACAUACUUUGCCAUCACUAUCAGUUAUGUACAAGAAAUAUUGUACUCUUAACUUCACACAACUGUUUUAAAUGCUUGUGAUAAUGGGACUGAUAAAAUGCUGAAAUUUGAGUGUACCAUCAUACACUGAAAAUACCACAGAUAUCCACAAGAGGGAGCAUCAUUCUUUUCUCUCUCACACACUACUACUAGAAAAACGAAUAACUGCUUAAUUCUUUUAAAAUUAACAUUAUAUUGAACAUAUAUAUAUAUAAAAUACUUUUAUGAGCUUUUAAGAAUGUUGCUCAAAAGUGAUCUUUGAACAUAAUAUAAGAAUUAAAUGUGACAAAACCUGUAAAAAUUUCCAAAUUGAACAGUAUAGCCAUCUUUUGAAGGCAAAAAUAAUUAAAUGGGUGCCCCUUUUUAAAAAGAAAAACAAUACUUCAAAGUUAAUUUCACUUCUUUGUUUUGCUUAAGAUUUCAGGAUUAUGAUGUUUCCUCAAAUGCAGCGAAUUAAUAAAAAAGGAAAGAAAGUUGAAAAUGUAAACCCAGCCUAAUUUUCUUGUUUCUGUUACGUAAAACAGGAUAGAAGAUAACACAGUAAUCUUCAAGAAAAUUAGCAGUUGGAAAUAAAGAAUCUCCUGAUGCUUUACCCCAUCUGCUCUCACAAUAACACGCCUUCAAGGUUUAAUCAUCCCGAACUUCAAUAUGAUAUCAUUUGAGAAGAAUAUAAAUACAUUUUUAAUGGACUCAAAAAGUUCAACUCAUUAAAUUUCCAUUUUAUAAGAAAACAGUACAAUUUAUUGGACACUCUGUUAGAGCAUCUGAAAAAUACUUUUCAGAUUUUGUCAAAUCUAGCAUUCAGUUGACUUUAGCACUGAGCAAAAAUUAGAGUCGUAGGCACGUUCUCCUUUAAGUACUGUAGUUCAUUAAUUUCAAAUAUGUACAUCUGCUUUGUAUAAAACUUUUAAACCUAAACCACAAAAGUUCAAACAGCAUUGCACUGGAAUCAGAUUAAUGUACUGAUUUAUUUUUAAUUUAUGUCAGUUUUGAAUUAGAUCAGUCUCAAUACUUACAACAAGACAGCAACAUAGUUGAUACAGUACAUUCUGUAUCAGCUGAAUAUUAAACAUCACUGCUGUCAUUCUAUGAGUUUUUCACAGCAACUUUCUCAAUGACACAAUGCAGCUAGAUCAGAAGCAACUCUUGGUGUAUUUCUGACAUUUCUCAGAUUCUCGUGAUGCAGGGCAUUCAUAAAUCAUUUGAAAGUACAAUGCACAGUAUCUGCACAUGUCACAUAGGUGGAAAGUGACAAUUCCUUUUCUGGGGGAGAGAGCUUUCACAGAAAUAUACGUGUUUUUGUUAUAUCUCAUAUUGGAUGGGAACUGGGGGGAUUGUGGAACAGGGAAGAUGUUGAUGGUGUUGGAACAGCAGCAGGGACAGUAUUGGUGCUGAGGACUGCCUAGAUAGUAAAAAUAGACUGCCGGGCUAAUUUUUAAUAGUGAUGCCAUAUAGGACACAUCAGCUGCAUGAAACAGUCCUGGCCUUUACUCAUCAGUAAUGAGAGUGAAUUGCAUCAUUAUAUUUUCACUUAAGCUGGUGCAUUAAAUUAUUUUAAAAGCCUCAUGCGCUGGUCUGCCAUACAGUAUUUUUACGAUCCUGCGGGAUGUAUGGUAACAUUUACAACAACGUAAAGAAUGAGCUUUUAGGAAUACACAAGAAAAUAAAAAUGAAGACUCAAAACGAUACUUAAUCUUAACUACAUAAGGUUUGUAAGAGUUUGAAAGCUUAAGAGCAGUGGUUAAAGUGAGAUUAUAUGCAUUGGUAAAAAUAUGAUAAUAUGACAUACUGGUAAAAAUAAAAGACAAAUUAAAGAGCCACACUACAAUUCAAGAAUACCAUGGGCAAAACAAACAUUUACACUUAGUGCUCUCCCUUCAGUCUUCAUGCAGUCUGCCUCCAGGCCCUUCCAUUAUAGCUCCCCAUCCCCAGAUAGUCCCCACGAUCAUCUGAGAAGAUGACAUACUGUACAAUUUUGCAUAGAGUGGUUUACUUUGUGUGCUUUCAACAGCUGUAGGACCUCUGGAGAAAGACAACAGUGAGUUUUCAUCUGUUCAUGGGGAACAGAAAUAAGAUACUGUACCUUUGAGGAAACAGAUAAAAAGAAUGUCUUUGUAUGCUGCUAAACCUCAUCUUUUUAGGAAUCAAUCUGGUGAUAAAGACUGAAAUAACCGUGCUCACUCUCAGUGUGUUAGCAUUUGGGGUGGGGCCCUCUGUGCAAAACUUUAAGGUCAAAUUUUCUUUUUCAGAAGUUUUCCUGAACAGUGAUGUGUGUUAUGAAACCAAGCAAAUAUAGACUGUGCUGGAUAGGAAAUGGAGCGCACCAGAAAAAAAAAAGGCAUUUGAAAACCAAUUACGCAAUGAAACUGGAAAAGGGCUUGGAGUUUUAUGUUUUAAA